GGGUUUGGUCAACAAGGCUCUAUCCUUCAUAAACGGAGUUCCUAUCACCUAGACAGAAGAGACUCAAUGCAGAAAGAAGAGACAGACAGACUCAAUAAGUACCAUGGGAGUAGAGCCUCAGGGUGGUACUACCAUCACUCCCUAUACUCCGGAACAAGAGGAGGAGGCUGCGAAGAUCUUGGCCGAGCAGAAGGCCAAGAAGGAGAAGAGGGAGGUGGUGAAGCAGGCCAAAAAGUUGGCCUUAAUGCAGCAGCAGGCCGCAAAAAGAAAGAAGUUAGAGGAAGAGUUGGAAAGGGUAAAGAAAGAGGAGAGAAAAAAGAUGAAAGUCGUGGACGCAGAAGAGGAAGAAGAGAAGAAAAAGGCGGAGGAAGAAGUGCCCUUGAUUAAAAGAAGUAUCAGGGAAAGAGGAGAGUCGAGUGGCACGAAGAAGGCCUCCUGGUUGGAGAAGAAGGGCUCUGAGUGGGUUGCUAACCUGUCUCUGGGAGAAGAGGAGGAGGCGAUGUUGUAUGUACCCAGGGAAGAACAGGAAGCGGCUGUGAAGGAGUUGGAUGUUGAGGAAGACCCCCUCAAACGGCAGACAAUAGAGGAUGAGAAAAAGUUGGAAUGGAAGCUGCAUCUGACUAGAGAGAGGAAGAAGAGAAUGGAGGCGGCGAGUAAGGUAGUGAAAGAGCUGGAGGAGGUGAAACAAUUAAGUGUGCAGCUGGAGGCACAGGCGGAGAUAAAGGGGAAAUGGAAUGUCACACGAAGCGUUAGAGCUUCUGAUAAACUGCAAACCAUCCAUUCACGUCAGUGGAGGAGCGCCAGGGCACUCAAGGGUGUCAUGGAUGAGUUGGUCGCCGUUCCUGAUCAUGGGGUCACAGAGACCCAGGUAGUUAACAUGUUCUAUCAUGCCAUGCCCGAGCCUCUGCGCGGGCACUUCUUUGAGAAGAGCAAGAAGUCUGCCAUGACCUACGAUAUUUUGAGUAGGGAAGUGGUAGCAUUUGAAGUGCAUUCCAUGCCAGUUUCCACUUUCUGGCAUAAGGACCUUGACAAGGGAAAGAAGUGGAAGGGUCGUACCAUCUCGGGUCAGGUCAAGGGCAAGGAUCACCUAAUCCUUAUAUUAGAUGAGGGUGGUAUGGAAGAGGUCCCAUACGAUCAAAUAGAGUGGGGCCUAGAGGAAGAGGACAGUAGCGUUAGUCAGGGGAGGACUUACGCUGCUGUCGCGGCUGGAGGGAGGCCGCAAGGAAGAGGUAGAGGCCAUGGCCAAGGGGUUCGGACCUCUGGUGGUCCUGGACAGGGCGAUCAGGGGGUUGGUGGUAGAGGAGACCGCCAAGCGGGAGGCAGGGGUCAAGGUCCCCCCGCAAAACCGCUCUAGUUUUAAUCGAUCACCUUACAGGAAGAGUGGAUGGCAUCCGGGUCUGCCACAGUGCAGGCCCUGGGAGGAUUUGGGCUUAGAACAGA
Messenger RNA from Chara braunii, 1440 nucleotides. NCBI's taxonomy places the organism in Eukaryota, Viridiplantae, Streptophyta, Charophyceae, Charales, Characeae. The record is from the annotation of a GenBank genome assembly.